This is a messenger RNA of Emiliania huxleyi CCMP1516, 512 nucleotides long. RefSeq lists its product as hypothetical. The annotation marks the transcript as partial. The record is from RefSeq and is a predicted model, not a curated record. NCBI's taxonomy places the organism in Eukaryota, Haptophyta, Isochrysidales, Noelaerhabdaceae. The transcript is spliced from 3 exons.
CCGUCAUCUCGAUCGUGGUGGGUGCCUUCCUCGACUACCACAAGCCGGCCGGAGGCGGGCCGCCCAAGAACACGCGCACCGCCGGCGACGCGGAGGCGGCGAGCGAGCCGGUUGCUCGCUCGCUCGCCUCGGAGCCGCCUCAGUCCAAGUCCCACCCGCUGGCGACCUUUUGUUACUACGCAUUCGGGGGCUCGCAGUGAGGGCCUCCGGAGGGCGGCCUCUCUUCAUGGAUGCGUGUGUCCACUGCCCGGCGUGCAUUCAUGCACCCCGGCGUACGCGCAGCCCCUCGCGAGGAGCUGCAUGCUUCGGGACGUACGUGCGUUGAGUCUGGCCCGUGGCCGUGCGCUGGCCUUGCUCGUCCUCUCCGUCCGGUGUGGGCGUGAUGAUGCAGAGAUAUCUAGGUAAUCGUCCGCAGUUGCCACGAAUCUCGAUUGCGAUGUGCUGUCUGCUGACCCGCGCGGCCGCGCGCGCGGAGGUGUGUGUACGCGUCACGGGGCUGUAUAAUACAAAAC